Molecule: messenger RNA, 1617 nt
Organism: Aegilops tauschii subsp. strangulata
Lineage: Eukaryota; Viridiplantae; Streptophyta; Magnoliopsida; Poales; Poaceae
Product: WAT1-related protein At5g07050
Cellular component (GO): membrane
Molecular function (GO): transmembrane transporter activity
Source: RefSeq, a predicted model, not a curated record
UCGAUCUUUGAGUUCUGAACACACCCUGCCAUUGCCACCUUUCACAAAACAAGAAGCUGCUAUAUAUCUAGCUAGGGAAAGUUGAAACAAGGAACAGUUUGGUCGAUCGCCAUGGCUUUCUGUGGUGGUUUCAUGGACAAGGCCAAGCCAUACAUCGCCAUGAUCUCCCUACAGUUUGGCUACGCCGGCAUGAACGUCCUUACCAAGGUCUCUCUCAACGGCGGGAUGAGCCACUACGUGCUCGUCGUGUACCGACACGCCUUCGCCACACUCGCCAUUGCACCCUUCGCUCUCUUCAUCGAGAGGAAAGUGAGGCCGAAGAUGACGUGGUCCAUCUUCUUCCAAAUCUUCGUCCUUGCGCUGCUCGGACCGGUGAUCGAUCAGAAUUUCUACUACGUGGGGCUGAAGUACACCGGCCCGACGUUCGCCUGCGCGAUGAGCAACAUCCUGCCGGCGAUGACCUUCGUCAUGGCGGUGAUCUUCAGGAUGGAGAAGAUAGAGUUGAAGAAGGUGCGGUGCCAGGCCAAGAUCUUCGGAACGGUGGUGACGGUGGCCGGCGCUAUGCUCAUGACGCUUUACAAGGGGCCCCUCAUGCACCUGCCAUGGACCAACGGCCACGCGCAGCCCAGCGGCGGCGAGGCCCCGGGUGCCGCCGGCGUCGACCCCACCGCGAGGGAGUGGUUCCUGGGCUCCCUCUUCAUCAUCAUCGCCACCCUCGCCUGGGCCUCGCUCUUCAUCCUGCAGACCCACACCAUCAAGAAGUACACUGCCCAGCUCUCCCUCACCACCCUCAUCUGCUUCAUCGGCACCAUCCAGGCCAUCGCCGUAACCUUCAUCAUGGAGCGCCGCGUCUCCGUCUGGACCAUCGGCUUCGACAUGAACCUCCUCGCCGCCGCCUACGCAGGCAUCGUGACGUCGAGCAUCGCGUACUACGUGCAGGGGCUGGUGAUCCAGAAGACGGGGCCGGUGUUCGCGUCGGCGUUCAGCCCGCUGAUGAUGAUCAUCGUGGCCGUCAUGGGGUCCUUCAUCCUGUCCGAGAAGAUAUACCUCGGGGCCGUGCUGGGCGCCGUGGUGAUCGUGGUCGGGCUCUACGCCGUGCUCUGGGGCAAGCACAAGGAGACGCAGGAGCAGGAGGCGGACGCCAAGGCGGCGCUGCCGGUGGCCUCCAAGGGACCAGACGGCGCGAGCGUCCUGCAAGGAGCUGCUGCCGCCGCCGGAGAUGAUGAUGGGAUGAGGUCGGCCUCCAACGGACGUGGAGCUGGGUCAGCCAGUGCAGUUUGAUGGACUGGGAACUCCAAUAAUCUGUGCCCUUGACAUGAGAAGACGUAGGUCGUCGUCGUCCACGACGCACGCACUACGGCCCCGUCGGAAUGGAGGUUUUCUGCUAGGAAUCUCGUGCUGUUGUCCGUGAAAUUUCUGCUUUCCAAGCACACGACCCACCAGCAUUAGCCGCCAGAAGGGCUAGUGGCUCGAAUUUUUGUUUUACGAUGUGUGAUUGAUCGAUAUGCUACACUUAUUUGUCAUUAGUACUGCUACAUCUCUGUCCAUCUCGGAGAGUGAUGUGAUUUGCCUUUCCACUUUACUUGUCUAUAAUAUUAUAAGUGCAUCAAUGUUAUG